AUGAGCGACACGAUUGCAUAUAACGCGGACAAGCUCACCCCGCUCAACGACUUCCCUUUACAGCCAGCGUCCUCUCACGCACCAGAAUCGCUCAUGGCACCUUCUGAUUUCAACGCAAGCUCUUCGAUGCAUAACCAGGCCAUGCUGUUUGCGCCGCCGCAAACCACAAGCUACGAUUCUGUCAUCAACGCGCUAUCCAGCAACGUUCACAAUCCGUCCCUGAACGUGAAGCUCGACCCGAGUCUCGCGCAGAAGGAUCACCACCAGCGAAAAUUGCAGCAUUACGCACGAGAGCAAGCGCAACAGCAAUACGCUCAAAGACUUCGGCAACACCAGCUAAAUGUGGACCAGCGGUACCAGCAGCAGUUGCAUGGUGAUCGCCCAGCGCAGUAUGAUCCACAAAUGCAACAGCAGAACCUCUUGGUUCAACAUUCAGGUCAAUUACAACAACGGCAACAACAUCUCUAUCAAUUCUUGCGCACGGCCACUGCAUACCCGGAACAGCUACUGACGCCACAGCAAACCCCCGAGCAAGUGUCCAAAGUCCCAAGUCUUCCGUUCGAGACUUUGGCUAUAUCUCAUCUGCAACUACAAAAUUCGAUAGCCCUAGGCUUCAAGGAUACUACGCUGCAGUUCGCUCAGCAAGCACGCACAGCACCCAUUCCUCAACCUCAGGUCGCGAAUCAUUAUCUGCCUUCACAACGAAGUACACCUGACACACACGCCCUCCCUACACAGUCCUCUACUACUAAGCCAUUUUUGAUCGCACCACAGCCCCAGAUCAGAUCAGCAGCAUCUGAUCGCGCCGAAGCCAUAUACCGUAACGAGAUAGCCGAACGCGUGCGCCUAGACAAAGAACGAUGGCAGGAGCGUGAGACACAUGCCAAAAGACGAGCAGAGCUGAAGAAAGACACGAGUGCGAUCUACCACAACUAUAACGAGUGUUUGCAGUACUUUCCGCUUGCUGGACGCGAGCGCCCGAGCCCAUACCUCACUGGUUUACUCGCGAAUCAAUCCAUACCGGCAGAACCGACUAGUGAUCAGGGUCUUGCGAUACAGUAUGCGAAACGUAAUUGGGAGAAUUUUUGGGAGAUGGGGGAUCUGAACUACGUUGUGCAGAAGGCAAAACAGGAGAUUGAGAAGAGGGUGGAGUAG
This is a messenger RNA of Didymella exigua CBS 183.55, 1155 nucleotides long. RefSeq lists its product as uncharacterized. Lineage: Eukaryota; Fungi; Ascomycota; Dothideomycetes; Pleosporales; Didymellaceae. The record is from RefSeq and is a predicted model, not a curated record. The transcript has a single exon. Bases 1 to 1155 code for a protein of 384 amino acids.